AUGAGGCCGAACAGGUCUCCAGAGGAGAGCACUGAGGGAGAUGCUGGGAGAACAGAGUGGAAGCCCACGGCGAAAGAUGCUUUCAAAGACAUCUCUGUAUACUUCUCCAAGGAAGAAUGGGAAGAGAUGGGAGAAUGGGAAAAAAUUCGAUAUAGGAAUGUGAAAAGGAACUACGAAGCGCUGAUUGCUAUAGGUUUCAGAGCCACUCGACCAGCUUUCAUGCAUCACCGCAGGCAGGUCAUCAAACUCCAGGUAGAUGACACUGAGGAUUCUGAUGAAGAAUGGACACCAAGGCAGCAAGGUAAACCUUCUUCGAUGGCCUUCAGAGUGAAGCACAAUAAACACCAAAAGGCAAUGUCCAGGGCACCAUUAAGUAUGGAAUCUAGUUUGAAGGAAUUGCCGGGAGCAGCAAAAUUGCUGAAGACAAGUGGCUCCAAGCAGGCUCAGAAACCGGUGCCCCCUCCCAGAAAAGCAAGGAUCCCUGGACAGCACCCCAGGCAAAAAGUCGAACGCAAAAGAACGGAGACUGGAGUGAAGAGGUACAGUCUACGAGAAAGAAAGGGCCAUGUGUACCAAGAGGUCAGCGAGCCGCAGGAUGACGACUACCUCUAUUGUGAGGAGUGUCAGAACUUCUUCAUCGACAGCUGUGCUGCCCACGGGCCCCCAACCUUUGUAAAGGACUGUGCAGUGGAAAAGGGGCAUGCCAACCGCUCAGCCCUCACUCUGCCCCCUGGGUUAAGUAUCAGACUGUCGGGCAUCCCUGAGGCUGGGCUUGGAGUGUGGAAUGAGGCAUCCGAUCUGCCACUGGGCCUGCACUUUGGCCCCUAUGAGGGCCAGAUCACAGACGAUGAAGAGGCCGCCAACAGUGGAUACUCCUGGCUGAUCACCAAAGGGAGAAACUGCUACCAGUAUGUGGAUGGAAAGGACACGUCCUUGGCCGACUGGAUGAGGUAUGUGAACUGUGCCCGGGAUGAUGAGGAGCAGAACCUGGUGGCCUUGCAGUAUCAAGGGCAGAUCUUCUACCGAACCUGCCAGGUGGUCAGGCCAGGCUGUGAGCUGCUGGUCUGGUACGGGGACGAGUAUGGCCAGGACCUCGGCAUCAAGCAGGACAGCAGCAGGAAGAGCGAGCUCGCGGCCGGGAGAGAACCGAAGCCCGAGAUCCACCCAUGUGCCUUCUGCUCUCUGGCCUUCUCCAGUCAGAAAUUCCUCAGCCAACACAUCCAACGCAGUCACCCCUCUCAGACCCUCCUGAGACCAUCUGCAAGAGACCACCUCCAACCAGAGGAUCCCUGCCCAGGCAAUCAAAAUCAGCAGCAGCGAUAUUCCGAUCCACACAGCCCAAGUGACAAACCUGAGGGUCACGGGGCCAAGGACAGGCCCCAACCUUUGCUGAAAAGCAUAAGGCUGAAGAGGAUUUCAAGGGCCUCCUCCUACUCACCCAGAGGACAAAUGAGGGCUUCUCGGGUGCAUGAGAGAAUCACAGAAGAGCCCAGCACAAGCCAGAAACUGAAUCCAGAGGACACGGGCAAAUUACUCAUGGGGGCAGGGGUCUCAGGGAUUAUAAAAGUCAAGUACACAGAGUGUGGGCAAGGAUCCAAGGAUAGGUCAAGUCUCAUCACAAACCAGAGGACACACACAGGGGAGAAGCCCUACGUUUGCAGGGAGUGUGGGCGAAGCUUCAGUGAUAAGUCAAAUCUCAUCAGACACCAGAGGACACACACAGGGGAGAAGCCCUAUGUUUGCAGGGAGUGUGGGCGAAGCUUCAGUCAGAAGUCAGUCCUCAUCAGACACCAGAGGACACACACAGGGGAGAAGCCCUAUGUUUGCAGGGAGUGUGGGCAAAGCUUCAGUGUUAAGUCAAAUCUCAUCACACACCAGAGGACACACACAGGGGAGAAGCCCUAUGUUUGCAGGGAGUGUGGGCGAAGCUUCAGUGUUAAGUCACAUCUCAUCAGACACCAGAGGACACACAUGGGAGAAAAACCAAAUGAAUGUCAUCUGUGUGGGAAAGCCUUUGUUCAUUGUUCUGACCUUAGACAACACGAGAGAACUCACUUUGGGGAGAAACCAUAUGGAUGCCACCUGUGUGGGAAGACUUUCAGUAAAGCUUCUUACCUUAGACAACAUGAGAGGACUCACAAUGGAGAGAAGCCAUAUGGGUGUCACCUGUGUGGGAAGGCCUUCACUCACUGUUCUCACCUGAGAAAACAUGAGAGGACUCACACUGGAGAGAAGCCGUAUGAAUGCCAUCUGUGUGGAAAAGCCUUCACUGAGUCUUCUGUCCUUAGACGACAUGAGAGGACUCACACUGGAGAGAAGCCAUAUGAAUGUCACCUGUGUUGGAAAGCCUUCACUGAUUCUUCUGUCCUUAAGCGGCAUGAAAGAACUCACACUGGAGAGAAACCAUAUGAAUGUCACCUAUGUGGGAAAACCUUCAAUCACUCCUCUGUCCUUAGACGACAUGAAAGAACUCACACAGGUGAGAAACCGUAUGAAUGCAAUAUAUGUGGUAAAGCCUUCAAUAGGAGUUAUAACUUUAGAUUGCAUAAGAGAAUUCACACUGGAGAGAAACCAUAUAAAUGUUACCUAUGUGGAAAAGCCUUCAGUAAAUAUUUUAAUCUCAGACAACACGAGAGAACUCAUGCUGUAAAGGUAAUAAAUGAAGAUUCACCACCCACACCUUCAAAGUAUAAACACUCUUGAGGACUCACACAAUGAAGAAAUACUGUGUUUAUU
Budorcas taxicolor (takin) is the source of this 2736-nucleotide messenger RNA. RefSeq names its product histone-lysine N-methyltransferase PRDM9-like. NCBI's taxonomy places the organism in Eukaryota, Metazoa, Chordata, Mammalia, Artiodactyla, Bovidae. The record is from RefSeq and is a predicted model, not a curated record. The coding region runs from base 1 to 2703 and encodes 900 amino acids. Gene Ontology annotation, molecular function: zinc ion binding; protein binding; histone methyltransferase activity. Gene Ontology annotation, cellular component: nucleus. Gene Ontology annotation, biological process: regulation of immune system process; regulation of cytokine production; negative regulation of transcription by RNA polymerase II. The transcript is spliced from 11 exons.